Molecule: messenger RNA, 427 nt
Organism: Setaria italica (foxtail millet)
Lineage: Eukaryota; Viridiplantae; Streptophyta; Magnoliopsida; Poales; Poaceae
Product: rapid alkalinization factor
Exons: 1
Coding region: 35-427 (130 amino acids)
Source: RefSeq, a predicted model, not a curated record
GGACAGCGUGCAGCAGCAUCGAUCAACGCCGUUCAUGGUUUGCCUCGGCACCGCGUCGUCGCUCGUGGCCCUGGCGGCGGCCUUCCUCCUGAUCUACUGCGCGGCGUCGUCGUCGAAGACGCUGGCCUCCGCCGCCCGCACGAUGACGGAGGUCCGGGCGUCGCCGUCGUGCGACCGGGCGCUGGGGCAGUGCGCGGCGGGGAGCGACGAGGAGGACGAGGUGGUGGUGGCGCGGCGGUCGAUGACGGCGCGGCAGCCCCGGGACCGGUACAUCAGCUACGCGGCGCUGCGGGCGGACCAGGUGCCCUGCAACCAGCGCGGCCGCUCCUACUACAGCAACUGCGGCGCGUCGCAGCAGCCCGCCAACCCCUACCGCCGAGGAUGCUCCGCCAUCACCCGCUGCGCGCGCAACACGAAAGAGGAAUGA